GAGAAUCACAAAGUCCAAGAGUUUGACAUAACGAGAGCAGGAGAGAAGGUACCGCUAUGCAACGGGGCAAUUAUCCUCCAAAUACCGCUGCCUCUCCUCCCCUCCACCACCCAGUCCCUCAACACCACGUCCCGAUUCCAGUGAUGCACUCCCCGCCGCCGCUGCAAGCUUCGAGUGCUUAUGGGAACGCAUACGCACCGGCCCCCGCAGUGGGGCAUCCUGCAUAUGGCUUCCUUAACGAUCCAACGACGCAGAUGGCCUUCCAGGUUGGUGGACGAGCGACGGAGGUGGCGGGGCAGUACGUCGAGCAGAACUUGGGCAAAUACUUGCAAGUCAGCGCGUUAAAGCAUUACUUCAAUGUUUCAAACGGGUACGUCUUGCAGAAGUUAGGCUUGGUGCUGUUUCCGUGGCGGCAUAAACCUUGGUCCAGGAGCGGAUCGCAGAGGACCGGUGCGAGUGGGCAGACAGAGGGGUACUUUUUGCCGCCGAGGGAGGACAUUAAUUCGCCGGAUAUGUAUAUUCCAGGCAUGCCCCUCGUCGUUCAUGCUUAG
This is a messenger RNA of Tuber melanosporum (Perigord truffle), 551 nucleotides long. RefSeq lists its product as uncharacterized. The transcript has 2 exons. Gene Ontology annotation, biological process: endoplasmic reticulum to Golgi vesicle-mediated transport. Gene Ontology annotation, cellular component: endoplasmic reticulum membrane; Golgi membrane; COPII-coated ER to Golgi transport vesicle. The record is from RefSeq and is a predicted model, not a curated record. Bases 57 to 551 code for a protein of 164 amino acids. Lineage: Eukaryota; Fungi; Ascomycota; Pezizomycetes; Pezizales; Tuberaceae.